Molecule: messenger RNA, 252 nt
Organism: Haemonchus placei
Lineage: Eukaryota; Metazoa; Nematoda; Chromadorea; Rhabditida; Trichostrongylidae
Source: the annotation of a GenBank genome assembly
AUGCAUUUCGCCGUCAUCCUACUAGUAGUUGUAACAGCAGUGCACUGUCAAAUACCCGGAUGGGAACCUUGGAUGGGAAUUGGACCGAUAACCUGGGUCUGCAGAGGCCAAGGAUCAAAGAUGUCAUGCUUUGACCCUUUGGGGGGAUAUCCGGGAAGCACUACGAACUACCCGACAGGUGAAUCGAGCUCUACGCCGGCUUCUGAAUCAACGCCUUCUAUGAGAGCAUCACCUAUAGUCUUUAAAAGGUGA